This is a messenger RNA of Mollisia scopiformis, 886 nucleotides long. RefSeq lists its product as uncharacterized. The record is from RefSeq and is a predicted model, not a curated record. Bases 117 to 662 code for a protein of 181 amino acids. The transcript has a single exon. Lineage: Eukaryota; Fungi; Ascomycota; Leotiomycetes; Helotiales; Mollisiaceae.
AUCUGACGGGUCGCUGUGCCUGAGACCGCCUCUACGUCUGUCGUCGCCUGGAAAGUUUGCGCAACCCUCAACACUCUAAGAGGACCUAAAAAGGGGACGCGGGCGAAGCUACGUGCAUGGUGCGAUCAUGGUCGAUCGCAGCGCUCAACCUUUUCCCCAAGUUGAUUCGUUUCUUCCAGGUACGAAAUGGGACGACACCUGGUGGCUUUGGCGCUCGAGAAGAAAGUCGAAACGGGGCCAGGAACCACGGCGAUAGAGAUCCCCCAUUGGCUGCAUGUUUCGACUCUCCAGUUUCAGAUAUACGCACCGAAGGAGGCUCGGACGACAAUCAUCACAGCCAUGGCUCGCAAACAGGUCCAUCGAGAGCGAAGGCGCGCGCAUCUGCUCAGGGGAAACAACUCAAUUCAUCCUGCCGAACUUCGCAUCGGCUCACUCAUCCAACAGAGUACAACAUCUCAGCACCACCGCUGCUAAAGUUGGCCUGUGAACUUCCCUUGUGCCGCCGUCAUACUCUGACUCUUUUUUUGCUCUGCUUUUAUUUUCGUCUGCACUCGCAGCAGGCAAAGCAAGUCGUUACGCCGCAGCAUGAUCUUGAAGCUAGGCGUGGGGCUGGAUGCAGGCAACCUUCGCGAUGCACAUCUUCUCGAGUCCUUCUGUUGUAAUGUCACAAAUAUAUUUGAUCAUUAUUACUGAUCGUCUGGUUGUGGACACCCUCAUGCGGUGAGAUUUCAGAUGCAUUGCUUCUGAGGCUGUUGCAUUGAGGUUCAUCUCGUUCUCUCGUCUGUGCGGCGAUGAAAAUGCUGAAAAUCAGACGACGGAGCAUACCAGAAUACAGUUCCUUUUGUGGGGAAAUCAAUGCGAACUACCAUGAAUGUCCCAAAUGCUC